Messenger RNA from Boleophthalmus pectinirostris (great blue-spotted mudskipper), 1660 nucleotides. RefSeq names its product receptor activity-modifying protein 1-like. The coding region runs from base 176 to 613 and encodes 145 amino acids. Gene Ontology annotation, molecular function: coreceptor activity. Gene Ontology annotation, cellular component: cell surface; membrane; signaling receptor complex. The record is from RefSeq and is a predicted model, not a curated record. The transcript has 4 exons. Gene Ontology annotation, biological process: intracellular protein transport; protein localization to plasma membrane; receptor internalization. Lineage: Eukaryota; Metazoa; Chordata; Actinopteri; Gobiiformes; Gobiidae.
AGAUAAGACCAGGACUCACACUCUCUUCAACAGUGUAAGCGUGUCGUUUUUUAAUGCCCAGGCUGAUAUUUUGUACGUUGUAAACCAAACUUUUCACACAAAGUAUCACCAAAGGAGAUAUUUGGCUUUCCAAGAACCACCAGAUCUAAACCCGGACCAUAUCAGGACGAAGAAAAUGUUGCUGCUGGUCCCUUGGGUGCUGCUCCUCUUCCUCUGCUCGGGUGUUUGUGGCUCGGGCUCUAAGCUGGUGAUCCAGCCGUGUGACCGUCCUCUCUUUGAGUCCAAACUGGUCCUGUGUCGGUCGGAGUUUAACCUGAGCCUGGAGCGUUCGGAGCACAGAUACACUCAGGACUGCGUGUGGCCUCACGUCAAAAGUUCCUAUAACGCCCUGAAGUUGUGUGUGGACAGCGAGGCGCGCUCUACCUGGUGCAGUGGAGUGGGGACGCUGGUGGACGACUUCUUCAUGGACGUGCAUCAGACUUAUUUCUCAGAGUGCGGGAGGAUCCGGGACCCGCCUGUACCAGUGCUCGUCCUCUUGGUGGUGCCGCUCGUCAUGUGCACACUCCUGCUGCCCCUGCUGUGUACGCACCUGACCACCAGGGACAUGGCUUAAGAAUGGACUCUACUACUACUAAUACUACUACUACUACUACUACUACUACUAUUACCACCACUACUACCACUGCUACUACUACUCCUAUUAUUACUCCUCCUCCUCCUACUACUACUACUACUACUGCUGUUACUACUGGUACCACCACCACCCAUCUGUGCACCUAACUACAAGCAACUAGACUUAAGAAAGGACACUACUACUACUACUACUACUACUACUACUACUGCUACAACUACUACUACUACUCUUAUGGUGCUAAUACUAAUAUGUAAUAAAAUAAAUAAUCAGGAACCAGACUAUACUAUGACUACUACUACUACUACUACUACUAGAACUACUAGGUUACUUCUAUCUGCAUUUGCAGCUUCUAAUCAGAAAUCAAACAAUUAGUCAUACAUUAGUCUUUCUAGUGAGCUACUACUACUACUACUACUACUACUACUACUACUACUUAUACUACUACUACUACUACUUAUACUACUACUACUACUCCUACUCCUACUACUAUUACUACCACCACCACUACUACUACUACUACUACUACUACUGCUACUACUACUUCUACUACUACUACUACUACUACUACUACUAAUUCAACUAUUACAAAUAGUACCACUUCUAUUACACUGCAUUGUAUGAGAAUGUGUUUUAAAUUUUCUGAUGUCAUUUUGUAAAUAUUUAUGUCACUUAUUGUGCUGGGUCAUUAUUUAAAAAAAUAAAUCCAAAAGAAAUAAAAAAAAAGAAAUAAAAUAAAACAAAAUAAAAUCAUGUCUUUUUGUCUGUUGCACAUGUGCUUUAGAUCAGUCCCUUGCACACACUCAAGGAAACAUUUAUUAUGCACACUCUUGUUUUGAAAGGAAUAAUCUAUUCUACACUCUCUUAUUUUGAAAGCAAACCUCUAUUCUACAUGCUUUUAUUUUGAAAGCAAACCUCUAUUCUACAUGCUUUUAUUUUGAAAGCAAACCUCUAUUGUACAUGCUCUUAUUUUGAAAACAAGCCUCUGUUCUUAUUUUGAAAGCAAGCAUUUAUUCUACACACUUUUAC